AUGAGGAUGUCCGAGCUUCCUCCGGAUUUGUUAGAGGAAAUACUCUCCAGGGUUCCUGCGACAGCUCUGAAACGGCUGCGACCUACUUGCAAACGAUGGAACGCUUUGUUCAAAGACCAAGGAUUCACCAAGAAGCCAUACAAAGCUCCAAAGCAGUCUCUACUUCUCAUGUUGAAGGAAUUCAAGGUUUGUCCAAUGAGCGUUGAGAUCAAUCUCAACGAUCCAUCUAUAGAGUUUAAGGAUGCACUUGUCCUAAAGGAUUUUUACCACUCUGAUUCACGACAAGUCGACAUAGUCCAAGUCUUUCACUGCGACGGAUUGUUGUUAUGUACCACAAAGCACAACAGACUCGUGGUUUGGAAUCCAUGUUCAGGGGAGACAAAAUGGAUCCAUGCCAAAACUCGUUUCAAGAAAGACUCCAAGUUUGCUCUAGGAUACCAAAACAACAAAUCUUGCCGUAGCUACAAAAUCUUGACAUGUCGGAAUCAUUACAACCCAAAUGCUGUGUUUGAAAUCUAUGAGUUUAUAUCUAACUCGUGGAGGGUUCUUGAUGACGAUGUCCCUUGGGACAACAUCAUACAUGUAGGUAAGGGAGUGUCUUUGAAAGGAAAUACUUACUGGGUUGCUUCAGAUAGAAAAGACAACGAGUCUGUAUUCAUACUCUGUUUUGAUUUCACAACAGAGAGAUUUAGACGUUUGAGUCUUCCUCCAACUCAGACGACGUGUACUAAUUUAUCUCUUGUUAGAGAAGAACAACUCUCAGUGUUGAAACAGAGCUUUUUUCCAUUAAAGAUGGAGUUGUGGGUGACUAAUAAUAAAUUUGAUAACGAAGCUGCUGCGUUGUCGUGGAGCAUAUGCUUUGCAGAUGAUUUAGAGCUUAUCGAAUUACGUUAUCCGCUUUUCAUGACUUUUUUACUCGACGAGGAGAAGAAAGUGGCGAUGUGUUGCAGACAAAGUUGUUGGGGCAGCAGGAACAUGGUGUACAUUAUUGGAGAAGACGAUGAAUAUUACACAGAAAUCCCUUUGGGAAGAUCUACAAACAAAUCAUGGAUGCCAUUUAUUUUCAACUAUGUUCCAAGUUUGGUUCAAAUCCAGUAA
Messenger RNA from Eutrema salsugineum, 1098 nucleotides. Its product is annotated as putative F-box only protein 9. Gene Ontology annotation, molecular function: protein binding. The record is from RefSeq and is a predicted model, not a curated record. Lineage: Eukaryota; Viridiplantae; Streptophyta; Magnoliopsida; Brassicales; Brassicaceae.